GCCCUGCACCUGCCUCCCGGCGCCGCCCCGCCCCCCGCCCCGCGCGGAGCCGCCGCCGCCGCCUCGGGCCGAGCCGCCUCGGGAGCUGCUGCCGGAGCCGGCGCCCGCCAUGGGCACGGCGCGCGAGGGGAUGCGCUGCAUCAAGAUCCUGCUGUUCAUCUUCAACUUGACCUUCUGGCUGGCAGGACUGGCUGUCAUUGCCUUUGGUCUAUGGCUGCGGUUUGGUGGGGUUCUGGCAGACUUUGCUUCAGACAAAAAGUCUCCAGAGUAUGUCUUCAUGGGACUCUAUGUAUUGGUGGGAGCAGGGGCUCUCAUGACCACAGUUGGAUUUUUUGGGUGCUGUGGAGCAGCGCGGGAAUCUCAGUGCUUACUUGGAGCAUUCUUUGCAUGCUUGUUGGUGAUAUUUGCGGCUGAGGUCACUGCUGGAGUAUUUGCCUUUAUAGGCAAGAAAGUGGCAAUACAGGAAGUCCAGAAAAUUUAUGAAGACAUUUAUGAUGACUAUAUGAAAAACCCAGGGGUGAAUGUCAACAGGACUAUCUAUCGCUACCACUUGGCUCUCCAAUGCUGUGGUAAAGAUAAUAUGGAACAACAAAUGGGAUUACCCUGUCCCGAGAAUAUCCGGAUGCCAAAGAACUGCCUGGUUGAAAUCCAGAAUGUAAUUGACGCUAAUCUCCAUUUACUUGGAAUUGUUGGAAUUGCAAUUGCUGGCAUCACAGACUGGACCCUUCAUGCAAAUGCAGAAAGCUCUGGGGGAGGAAACAUGUCCAAGGAGAUCCAGGCUAAAGGAAGAGAGGGAAAGAGGUGGGAAGCUGGCAAGAUAACGCAGUCAUUUGGGAGCAAUUGCAGUGCAAAGUGUGCUUAAGAUUCCCAAGCUAGCCACACACACACACGCGCACACGCACGCACCAAAAAAAAAAAAAAAAAUCUAUGAGCUAAAGGGGCCACUAAAAUCUUUAUUCAGAAGCCCUUUAUCCUGCAAGACUCUAAUGGUAUAUAUGCUGGUGCAGGAGCAGAGCCUAUAUCCAGAAAAGCAGCAGCUUUGUCAGAUACUCUGUAGAAUCUAACUGGCCUGUGGAAGCCAACCGAAGAGUGAAAAUGGUCAGGUAAAGACACGCAGCACUUUAAUAUCCUCUGUUUCUGCUUCUGUGACUAUCACAGCUUCCAUGGGGCUCUUACCUCAACCUCUCACCGUUUCUUGCGGGUGUAAGGCAGGAAAGAAAGACGGGACGUUUUUACAAAGCCAUAAAGUAGAUUUUCUUACUGGCACCUUUAGAUUGCAUGUCAGGUAUAAAAAUUCCACUGUGUGCUUGAAAUACCUCAGGGCUUGCGUUUACAUAGUUUGUUUCUAUAUUUUUAUUUUUCUAUUUGUCAUAUUUAUUCAUAAGAGAAUGUUCCUUUUAAAACAGCCCAAGAGGGAGAAAGGUUGUCCCCAGAAGGGGAAAAUAAAUUACAUCAAAGGCUCAGAAUCUCUUAAUUUUUGGCUUACUCGAGAUAAUUCACCAUUUCAGAGAUCAGCUUUUUGCUAACAAUACCCAUGCAGCAGCUCUGUCUCCCUGAUGAUCACUAGUUCAGAUUUUGGAUGCAGUUAUUCCACACGUGAUGGGGAAAAAGUUCAGUUAAUCCAAGAAUCUCAUUGAAAUGGUCCACGAUGUCUAACAGGACUUGGCAUUCACAAGUCAUGGGGUCUUUAUUCCACUGAAACACAUGGAGAGAAAUGCGAUUUCAGAAAAUGUGUGCAUUCUAGUGCACAUCUUUGCGUGGAAUAUACAUCCCUCAUGAUAUUUUUCUCUCAUUUCCCAAAGAAACUCGAACUCCUAUCACUUUUCCCUUCAUGACUGGAAGUAGCAUUGCUGUUCCAUGUAUCUGGUUUAAUUGACAUAUCUUGCUGUCUUUUACAUUGAUCUCUCUUUUCAAAUUGUUCAACCACAAACUGUGACACUGCGACAUCUGUGCAGUAUGUAAUGUGCAGUAAAUGCUGGGUAUGCAGCAGGCACUGCCAUCCGAGCAGUCUCCAGGCCUGGCUUCAGGUACCCAGCUGACAGGGAGACAUUAUAUCCUAUGCCAAAGAAGAGUUAGGCUUGUAUCACUCUUCUCACAGCUGAUUAGCUACGGAUGCCAUGUAGAAGUAGGGCCUGGGACCUUAUUCUGCAAGUGUCAGACCGGGAAAUAGCACCCCACUGCUCCUAAGAAAGGCUCAACUGGGAGAAUGACACUGGCAGCGAAUCCAUGAGGGUCUCAAACCGAAACAAAGAAAUAAAGUUUCUCACAGCAGACAACUGACAUAGCCAAAGCAACUUCCUGGAUCCCAGGUACACUUGAGACUGUCCCUACAACUGGUUCUGCUCUAAAUAGGUAACGGGGUAGCAUACAGCUGGGGUGUUUUCUCCCAAGGCAAUACUGACAGAAGGAAGAAACCUCAGUCUAGUGUCACCUUCACCAUUCAGAGCAAGGCAGCUUUCCAGGAAAACCAGUAAAAAACAGCACAAUAGGGAAGCCAGUGGUUCAGGUUCCAAGAUUAUUACCUUACAGGGAAAGAACUUUAUUGCAAAUAAAACUACUUCCUUCUGUUACACUCCCCCUCACAAUGACAGUAUUUAUUUUCAACACAUCUACAUGUAAUUGGUUUUAAUUCCUCAGAUUUGUAGCACCAAAAUGUAAUGAUAGGACCAGACUAUACUUCUUUAUUUGUUUGCUGUUUCUUGAGUAAGCUGAAAGAUGGACACUCCUGCUUCUGAGAUGCACUUAAAAAGGCAGCUUGCAGAAACUUCUGUUGCUUCCCCAGCACCCCCACUCCCCCAGAAGUACAAAAAUAUCUAAAUGCCUUAUGAAAACAGGGAAGAGUGGUACAAAGAAACCUUCUACCAAUUCAAACUUGAACAACCUGACUUUCUGCUGAAGUGUUUUGGGUUUGUGGGGGUUUUUGUCUUCCUCUGAAUGGUGCAUUUGUUUUUCUGAUUAUAAUUACUGCUUAUACUCUAGGGUUCACUGCUGUUUAUGUAUACGGGAUACUUGCACUGCAUAUCAGGAACAGAAUAAUACCAGUUACCGGUUUAGUCCUCUAAGUUAUUGGUGUAACUUAAGCUGGAAAUCAACAUGUUAUGCAUCUACUAGUGCCUUUAACAGAAUCCAGAGAUAUAGCCUCUUUUGUUGUUUCCUGCUGCUGUCUGCUGUUGUCAGGUGCAUAAUAUAUUUGCUGUUUUCUCUGCAUCUUAGUAACUGAAAGUCUUUUUUAAUUCAUUAAGGGACAGAAAAUAUAGCUGUUCUUUCCCUGUCAAAGCUGUAAGAAUUCUUUCCUGUUGCUUUUAGGUCAUAGCCAGUUAACAACUCCAAUUUUCAUUGACUACCUUGAACGACUCUCUUUAAAUGCUCAGAUGUCACAAGCGGGGUUAUGGCUAUGAAGACUGGCUAUAUGGUGCCCACAGUUUAUUGUGCUGCUGCUCUUUCACUUCAGCUCUUGAAAGUGCAAAAUCUUUGUCAGCAGUACAAAAUAAUUUCCAAGCAACUACACCAUAUGUCUUCAGUAAGACAGCUUUUCAAAGGUAACUAAAUCCAAAACAGUAUCUAAACUUCUUUAAAUACAGUUCAUGCUCCAGAGCUGCCUGCCAGGAUUUAACUAGCAAACUCCAGUGCCGGUAUGCACCAGAUACACAGUAGAUACCAUGUAAGUCAGCAGAAGCACCCAUUUAGUCCUGUCCCUUGUACCUCUUUCAGACGAAAGUGACAAAAGAUCAGACCCCUCAAGGUGUUAUUUCUGAAAGCACAUCACAUAUUUUCUUCUUCUCCUGUGAGUUUGUUCUAAAGCAUAAAGAUAUAAAUUGUUGAUGCCCUUUUUAUAUCUGUAAAUGUCAUUAUUCACAUUUCCCUUGUCUAACUUUUCUAAGUAACUGACUUCAGUGGGAGCUUCAUUUGUUACAGGAAAACCUCAGCCAGUUUUGAUACCUUGCAGAGAUUGCACAGGAGCUGACGAAGCACAGCCCUGUAAUAUCCCUACAAUGAAGACUCAUAUUUCACUUUUCUUUAUACUGAAAGUGAUAGUUUUAUAGCAAAAUAUACUUCAUAUGUAUUGAAAAAGAAAUUUACUUAAGCCUUCAAAGGCUAUAUUCUACAGCCUUUGGAGACUACUGAUUAACAGCAUCAGAUACUGUUAGUAGAAAAUGUACAUAAAUAAAGCUUUUCAAUCUUA
Phalacrocorax carbo (great cormorant) is the source of this 4183-nucleotide messenger RNA. Lineage: Eukaryota; Metazoa; Chordata; Aves; Suliformes; Phalacrocoracidae. The record is from RefSeq and is a predicted model, not a curated record.